Messenger RNA from Alnus glutinosa, 1008 nucleotides. RefSeq lists its product as uncharacterized. The transcript has a single exon. The coding region runs from base 1 to 1008 and encodes 335 amino acids. NCBI's taxonomy places the organism in Eukaryota, Viridiplantae, Streptophyta, Magnoliopsida, Fagales, Betulaceae. The record is from RefSeq and is a predicted model, not a curated record.
AUGGACAGAGAACAAGAAGACGUACAGUUUCUGGGCUUCUUUGGGAUCUUCAAGGAGUCGUUGAAGAUCAUAUUUUCAUGGAAGAGAAUCUUCACCCAAAUCACACUAUCCCUCAUACUCCCCCUCUCCUUCAUCUUCCUUGCCCACAUCCAAGUCUCUCAUCUCCUUUUCAUCAAGAUCCUCAAGAACGAAUAUGCCCUCUACUACACCCGAGAGGGCACCAAAAACUACGCUAAUCUCUCCGACACCCUCUCCGCCGAAUGGGCCGCCUUUUGGCUCUUCAAAGUUUUCUACUUCACCUUCCUUCUCGUCCUCUCCCUUCUCUCCACCUCCGCAGCUGUCUACACCGUCGCAUGCAUAUACACCGCCAAGGAGAUCGCCUUCAGGAAGGUCAUGAGCGUUGUCCCCAGGGUCUGGAAGAGGCUUAUCGUCACUUUCUUGUGGAGCUUCGCCCUUGUUUUAGUCUACAACUUCGUUUCUGCAGCGCUGUUCUACCCUUGGGCGCGCUAUUAUGGGCUGAACGGCGGGACUGGAAUUGCGAUUUUCAUUGCUCUUGUGAUCUUGUACUUGAUUGGGUUCAUAUAUAUAAGCAUAGUUUGGCAUCUGGCAAGCGUUAUAUCAGUGUUAGAGAAUUCGUACGGGAUUAAAGCCAUGAUCAAGAGCAGGAGGUUGAUAAAGGGCAAGAUGGGUGCUGCGGUGGCCAUCUUCUUCACGGUUGCUGCUUGUUUCGUAGGAGUUGAGCUGCUGUUUGAGAAUUUUGUUGUGGCGAGCAGUGUGAGUGGACGGAAUAUGGGAAUUAGCAUCCCAGUCGGAAUUGUUUGCCUCUUCUUGCUAUGCACGGUGUUUCUCUUUGGUCUGGUUGUCCAGACUGUUAUCUACUUCGUCUGCAAAUCAUAUCACCAUGAGAGUAUCGACAAGUCCUCGUUGGCGGAUCAUCUGGAGGUUUAUCUUGGGGAGUAUGUUCCUCUCAAGGCCAGGGAUGUCCAAUUAGGUGAAGUUCAUGUCUAG